AUGGCUAACAAGAACGAUCAGGCCUCUACCAACUACAAGGAAGCGUUUUCGCUGUUCGACCGCCGCGGCUCUGGCCGUGUGUCUGGUGAGCUGUUGGGUGAUCUGCUGCGCGCUUGCGGGCAGAACCCUACGCUGGGCGAGAUUACCGAUCUCGAGAAGGCGAUUGGCAAUGACUUCGACUUUGAAUCUUUCCUCAAGAUCCUCAACCGCCCCGGUGGCUUCCGCGAACCUGGCGACCCCGAAGAGUACUGCCGCGGGUUCCAGGUGUUUGACAAGGAUAUGACUGGGUUUAUUGGGGUGGGCCAGUUGCGCUACAUCCUUACCAACCUCGGUGAGAAGAUGUCUGACGACGAGGUCGACGAGCUGCUCAAGGCCGUUGAUACCAGCUCUGGCGAGAUCAACUACACGGAUCUCGUCCGCACCAUCCUCGCCAACUGA
This is a messenger RNA of Penicillium alfredii, 438 nucleotides long. RefSeq lists its product as uncharacterized. The record is from RefSeq and is a predicted model, not a curated record. Gene Ontology annotation, molecular function: calcium ion binding. NCBI's taxonomy places the organism in Eukaryota, Fungi, Ascomycota, Eurotiomycetes, Eurotiales, Aspergillaceae. Gene Ontology annotation, biological process: mitotic actomyosin contractile ring assembly. Bases 1 to 438 code for a protein of 145 amino acids. The transcript is spliced from 4 exons. Gene Ontology annotation, cellular component: myosin II complex.